UCUCAAAAAUUUGCCAUGACAAAGGAGAUAAAGGAAAACAGUAAAACUAUUGACAGAGAACUUAACGAUUAUUACCAACAAGUAGAGAAAGACGUACGUGAACAGACGAACGCGUAUUUAACAGGUGUCAAACAGGUGUUGGAAACGUAUCGAACAAAAGUGCAGUCCGAUUACUGCGAAAUGCAAAAAGUUAUAGAUGACAAUAGCAGCAAAAUAACAGCAGAAGUGAAGACACUCACCUCCACGCAGGUGAAGACUUUAGAAGCUGAAAAGGAAAAUCAAGAAAUGAACAGGAUUUCCAUUCAGAGUAUUCGUGAUUUCGUUCAGCAGCUCACAGACACUGGUUCUGACAUAGACGUCAUGACCCACUCUAAAAAACUCCAAACUAAAAUCCAGGAGUUACAGACAUCUGAACCGGUCUUUGAUACCAAGACCACCGACAUCACAUUUACACCAGGGAAAAAAAUGGACCUUGUGCUACUGUUUCCUAAAAUUCCUGAACCACGGCCGCUGUCCAUCAAAAAGGGGUCCAUUACGGCUAAAACUUACCGGGGUCCCUUCGAUGCAUGUUUUGGAAGUUUGAAACAAGAGACAGUAUGCUACCCCGAGCUGAUGGAAUUUCAGAAGGUCACAUUGCUCGAAACGCGAGAGCGGCAGAUAUCUUUUUAUGUUAGGAGACGGCUGUGGGACACCCAGUGCACGGAUGACGGUUGCUUUUUAGUUGCAUGUGGUAUUAUGUUCUUACACACAGCCCGUACCGUGUGUGUAUUCUCCAGCACAGGUGAACUUGAAAGAGAGUUAGUAAAAUGAGAACCUGGGCGAGGUGUAACUGUACAGUCAGUAACGAUAGAUUCUUGGUCACAUGCAAAGAUAAAAGUUGUAGACUGUAUUCAACAUCAGGUCAGGUUAUCCAAUGUAUCGGUCAGGGUGAUAUGUCUGACCCCUGGGGUGUCA
This is a messenger RNA of Lingula anatina, 954 nucleotides long. RefSeq lists its product as uncharacterized. Lineage: Eukaryota; Metazoa; Brachiopoda; Lingulata; Lingulida; Lingulidae. The record is from RefSeq and is a predicted model, not a curated record.